Yamadazyma jaroonii is the source of this 1365-nucleotide messenger RNA. Lineage: Eukaryota; Fungi; Ascomycota; Pichiomycetes; Serinales; Debaryomycetaceae. The record is from the annotation of a GenBank genome assembly.
AUGAGUUUUAAAUCAGAUUUACCCAUUCAUAAUCGAUUGAAUCCUCGGAAAACUGGGAUACCGCCAUUGUAUAAGCGGUUAGUAAUAGGGCUAGUCAGUUUAAUCACAUUAUAUUUGAUUUUUGGCAAAUCCAAAACUCCUAUAUUUGAUGUUCCUGAGAUCGAUGAACAAAUCUUAGAACUGAAUUUAGAAGUUUCUUACGAAGCCGAUUCUCAUAUCUAUGAAGUCACUAAGGAUGGAAUCACCGAGAAGCCUGAAGCAGAUUUUGAAUAUUUUGAUUUAAAUGAUUUCAAAGGUUCAGCUGAGGGAAUGAAUAAUGGAGACGUCGUAUUAUUCUUAAUGCCGUUAAGAAAUGCUGAAGGGGUUUUAAGUAUGGCCUUCCACAAUUUAAUGAAUCUUACAUAUGACCAUGGGUUAAUUGAUAUUGGAUUCUUGGUUUCAGAUUGUUCUGAAGGGGAUAGAACUUUAGAAAAAGUAUUUGAAUAUAGUGUAGCUUUACAAAAUGGUACAUUAGUUGAAAAAUUAAGGAAAGAAGAAACAUCCAAACAUAAAUCAGGAUCAUCAGAUUUAUACCAAUUAUAUAUGGAUCAAGAUUAUAUGAAUAAUGUUAAAAAUUCUUAUGAUCCUAAAUCAUUUCAUAAAGAUUAUGAAAAACCUUUUAGAUCAAUAACUAUUUAUCAAAAAGAUUUCGGACAAGCUAUUGGACAAGGAUUUAGUGAUAGACAUGCAGUUAAAGUUCAAGGAAUCAGAAGAAAGUUAAUGGGAAGAGCAAGAAAUUGGUUAACUUCAAAUGCUUUAAAAGCUUAUCAUUCAUGGGUUUAUUGGAGAGAUGUUGAUAUUGAAACUUGUCCAGGAUCAGUUAUUCAAGAUUUAAUGAAACAUGAUUAUGACGUAAUGGUACCUAAUGUUUGGAGACCUUUACCAUCAUUUUUAGGUAAUGAACAACCUUAUGAUUUAAAUUCAUGGGUUGAAAGUGAACCAGCAUUAGAAUUAGCAUCUAAAUUAGAUGAAGAUGAUGUUAUAGUUGAAGGGUAUGCGGAAUAUCCUACUUGGAGAGUUCAUUUGGCUUAUAUACGUGAAAAGGAUGGAAAUCCUAAUGAAGUAGUUGAUUUAGAUGGGGUAGGAGGGGUGUCAAUUUUAGCUAAAGCUGAUAUUUUCCGUCAAGGAGUUAAUUUCCCUGCAUUUACAUUUUUAAAUCAUGCCGAAACUGAAGCAUUUGGGAAAUUAAGUAAAAAAAUGGGUUUUAAAGUUGGUGGUUUACCUCAUUAUACAAUCUGGCAUAUUUAUGAACCAAGUGAAGAUGAUUUAAUGAAGAUAGCUAAAUUGGAGAGACUGAAGAGAAGAAAGAAGAAUACAAGAUCUUAA